UAUUCUGAUUUCUCUAAGAUUACCUUUUCCUUUUCACCUCACAAUCUCCAAAAGGUGCCACACCAUAGCAUACCUUUACUUUUCCCUGAUCAAUGAGAGCGCAGGCUUGAAUAGAGAUGUGUAUCUCGCAUUCCUCUUCUAGCAGAGCAAGACUACGAGCAUUGGAUCUGUUCUCCAAAUCUGAGCUCAUUUUGUAGAUGCGACAUCUCUUUCCAUCAACCAACAGCACGUAGCCACCCCUACAUUGAACUUUCUCACCGCCGUUUUAUCAAUCAUGUGGGGCCGAAUCAACUUUAUCAAUGCGGUAACCAAAAGCAAGGUAAAGCCAAGGAAUUUGUGCAUUCAGUAUACAUGUUAACGCCUGGGAGCAGGCAGCGCGUGAUUCAUUGCAUGAGAUGAAAGGGAUGUGAUUUCUGAUUUUUUUUUUUAUAUUUUUUCUCCUUUUCACACGAAAUGCAUUGCGCUUAUGUACACGUCAGGAAUCACCGGCUAAUAUCAGUUACCAUCUUUUUAAGCUUUUCACAUUUGUUUACGUAUUUAUUCCGUAGAUUGGGGGACUGCUUGCAGCACAAACGCCUCCUUUUCCUUUUUUCUUUCUUUAAUGAACAAAAUUACAAACGAAUUAAAUUUUAGCCAUUAAAUUUUCCUUUGGUUUAUUAGGUGAAUAUCUUUAUCAAAUAUUCUACUUAAGGUCGGCAAUUCCAUGUGGAUCAAAUUUUAAGGAUUUUUCUAAAAUAUUCUCUUCUUUUUCAAACUUUUUGAGUAUUGGACCCAAAAAGUAUAGGAGAUUUGGAAUUUAAGUGUCAUAGUCUUUUAUUCUCCAAUUAUGUGACACAUUUCUUUACGAAUACAACCUUUCAAUAUCUUAUUAGUAUUUUUAGAAAUCCUCCUUGAGGAGUGUGAUGUCAUGGAAUUUCAUUUUUUGUUAGACUUUCUUUUUGGGAUUAAUUAAGUCGUAGAUUUAUAUUAUUUAAUUUUUCUUUAUACUAUAUUAAAAAUUAUUUGAGUUAGUAGGCCUUGAUUGAGAGAGAAUAUUAUCAUCCAUGACACGAUAUAAUGGAGUAAGUUAAACUCUAAUAUUAUAUAUGGGGCUCAUUAGUGUUGGCUUGUGUUAAAAACUCUAAAUCCUACCAUGAUUAGGAUUAGGGAAUCAUUAUAUAACCACUAAAGAGAAUGUCAUCCAUUAAAGAGUUAUACAUCAAGGAAGAAGAAGAUCCUAACCUCAGCAAUUAACAUGGUUAGUUCAUGAAAUCAUGUAUGGAGAAUUAGUUAUGUUUUCAUACUCUAAAUUUCUAUUGCAAUGAAUCUUGAUUUAAGUAUAAAUUGAUUAUAUUUAUUUGCCUCCAAAAUUUUUUAUAAUGUAUCAAAAAUUAAGUAUGUAUUUUUAUUUUAAAUUUGUAAUACGAUGAAUCUUGAAUUAGGUAUAAGUUGAUUAUAUGCUUAUUUGACUCCAAAUUUUAUAGAUCCAAAAAGUUGUAAAAAUCAAGGGAGAAGAAGAUCCUAGUGGUUAGUAUUGUUUCUGUGGUGAUCUUGAAUUAAGUAUAAAUUAAUUAUACUUAUUUGUCUCUAAAUUGAUUAUUACGGAUCAAGAAUUAAAUAUUUAUAGGUGCACAGUUCUAAUUUGUAGGUCAAAGAAAAAGGGUUUUAGAUGUGCAUGUGGCUUUGAUUGUUUGUUGGGGAGGAAAGAGAGAGUGGAAGUAUGUGGAAAGAGCGAAAGCUGUGAGGUACAAAUUUAGGAAGAUAUUUGCCAAAGGAAAAAAUGAAAAGCAAAGGCUGGCAUUACCAUUCUUUUAAUUGGAUGAUUCCAUUUUGGAUUCAUAUGAAAUAUAUAAUAUAAUAGGAGGAGUAAUGUUUCCAAAAAGAAAAAAAAAAAUCCCAACACUUUCCUAAAUCCUUGUGAUCAUGCGAAUCAAUGCUCCCUUCAUCUUCGCUCCUAUAAAUAUGCAAAAGAAAAGAUUACACAGAAACAAACUUGAUUUUCAGGCACAACGCUUCUUCUUCCUUGUUUCUGUUCUUAGCCUUAUCAUAUUUAACAGGCAUUAUCGGGUUCUGCAACAGAAUCCUAAACCCUGAUCCAAUAUCUCUGUUGGGUUCUGCAACUUUACUUGGUUUUUUGCUUCUUUCCCCACUCUCACCAAUGUUUUGAUUGAGGAGGAGAAAGAGCAAGGGAAAUAAGAUUGUUUGCACCAUACGUAUAGACAGAGAGUAGGCAAAUGGCGAUUGAAUACGAGCCCAUCAAGGGAUGUAAUGCCGACGAUAUGCAGGAUUGUACGGAGGACAAGCAUUUGAAGAUGAAUGGCAAUGCAGACAAAAUCGAAGAAGAUGAUGAUGAUGAUAAGGAAAUGGGACAAUUGGCCCUUCAGAUCUCUGAACCAACCAUUUCCAACAAAGGUGAAGAAGGCCCCUUAAUGCCCAUUUCCAACUCAACCCACCUUGCCCGCCGCCGGCAGCAACAGCCACAACAUGCGCAGCAGCGUCUUGUUUCCUUGGACGUUUUCCGGGGGCUCACCAUUGUGCUAAUGAUACUUGUAGAUGAUGCCGGUGGACUUCUACCUGCAAUCAAUCAUUCGCCAUGGAAUGGUUUAACCCUUGCAGAUUAUGUCAUGCCAUUUUUCCUCUUCAUUGUUGGUGUUUCUCUAGGACUGACAUACAAGAGAUUGUCAUGCAGAGUUACUGCAACUAGAAAAGCAAUAUUGCGGGCAUUAAAGCUUCUGAUCCUGGGCCUUUUUCUACAAGGAGGCUUCUUCCAUGGGCUCAACAAUUUAACUUAUGGGGUGGAUAUUCAACAAAUGAGAUUGAUGGGUAUACUGCAGAGAAUUGCGAUAGCAUACUUAGUAGCAGCAAUCUGUGAGAUUUGGCUGAAGGGUGAUGAUCUUGUAAAAUCAGAAUUAAAUCUGCUGAGGAAGUAUCGGUUUCAGUGGGUUGCUGCAUUGGUGCUUACUAUUAUAUAUAUUUCCUUGUUAUAUGGUUUAUAUGUUCCUGAUUGGGAAUAUCAGAUUCCAGUUGCAACUUCUUCAUCAGCCCCAAAGUUUUUUUCAGUGAAAUGUGGAGUACGAGGUGACACUGGACCAGCUUGUAAUGUGGUUGGUAUGAUCGAUCGUAAAAUACUGGGUAUUCAACAUUUGUACAGGAAACCAGUCUUUGAAAGAACAAAGCAAUGCAGCAUCAACUCACCUGAUUAUGGCCCAUUACCUUCUGAUGCCCCUUCAUGGUGUCAAGCCCCCUUUGAUCCCGAAGGCCUCCUGAGUUCAGUGAUGGCCAUGGUUACCUGCUUGGUUGGUUUGCACUAUGGGCAUAUCAUUGUCCACUUUGAGGAUCACAGGGAUAGAAUUCGUCUCUGGUUGAUAUCAUCUUCAAGUCUUUUAGUGUUGGGGCUUGCCUUGGACAUUUUUGGAAUGCAUGUUAACAAGGCUCUUUACACAUUCAGUUACAUGUGUGUUACUGCUGGUGCUGCUGGCUUUCUCUUUGCAGGAAUCUAUCUACUGGUUGACAUCUGUGGAUAUCGAUGCAUGACAUUGGUGUUGGAGUGGAUUGGGGAAGCAUGCAUUGAUGAUUACAUCCUUGUAGCCUGCAAUAUCGUGCCAAUUAUUAUACAGGGGUUCUAUUGGAAGCAGCCACAGAGCAACAUUCUUAGCUUAAUUGGCAUUGGAACAUGAAGUAGCAGUUUUGUUGCAAUCCAUGGGAAUAUUAGGGUAGCACUUUGCUCAGCUGGAGGCUCUCUCUCUCUCUCUCUCUCUCUUCUCUCUCUCCUCUCUCCACUUAAAAAUAGAGUACCAUAGUCGGUUGGACAGAAGGUUGGCUUUUAUGUUUACGCAUAGAAAGAGCAGUUGCUGAGUUUCUCUUCUCCGUUUCAUAUAUUUGAAGGAAAACUGAAUAUCAAUAUCCAUGCCAUCUCAGGGCGGAAUACUUCAUUGUCUCUACUAAGGGAAUUAAUAUGAUCAUCACGAGAUUAUCGUUUUGGCUUUUA
Molecule: messenger RNA, 3967 nt
Organism: Theobroma umbraticum
Lineage: Eukaryota; Viridiplantae; Streptophyta; Magnoliopsida; Malvales; Malvaceae
Product: heparan-alpha-glucosaminide N-acetyltransferase-like protein (DUF1624)
Source: RefSeq, a predicted model, not a curated record